UGAUCAAAUGAGUUCAAAAAGUGAAAAUAUUUUGAACCGAAUGGAGUAAAAAGAAAAAGUGCCCUUCAUUUUUCUCAUUAUAAAAUUGCAUGAUGAUUCCCCAUUGAGAACUUCAACCUUCCUUUUUUUUUAACCUCCUUUUUAUCUCUUCCCUAUUCCUCCACUAAACUAAAAUCAUUUUCAUAUAAAUACACAUCUACCAUCUUUGCACUUAUCAAGCUAAGCAAAAAAAAAAAAACAGUUCUAAAAUUUCCUUUAAACAGAGCAAAUUUAAAGAAAGAAAUGAGAACAGUGAGUACCUUUACUGCUUCUCCAUCAAUUUCACCGCCGGCGAUCAUUCAAAGAUCGCCAUGGCAUUCUCCGGCGCCAUAUCUAUUCGCCGGAGUAGCAGCCAUGCUAGUUUUAAUAACUUUUGCUCUUGUAAUUUUGGCUUGUUCUUACUGGAAACGCUCUGGUUAUCCAAGAGAAAAUAGUGAUACUGAAUCCGGGGCAGGAGAGAAGUUGAAGGUUGUGCCGAUAUUUGAAGAGAAAAUUGUAGUUAUAAUGGCUGGUGAUUUGAAUCCAACUUUUAUAGCUACACCUAUUUCAAGUAGAGGUAAUUCUUUUGGUGCUGAUAAAUGUGAGAAGAAAAUGGAAAAGGAAAGUGAAAAAUUAACUGAUGAGAAGGUGAAAGAAGAAGUAAUUACAAUGGAAGUUAGGGAUCAAGUUAAUGAAGAAUCUCAAGACAGCCAUUGAUAAAGCAGCUGAGCUUAAAAAAAAAAAAAUGGCCUUUUCAUCCUCCUCCUUUUUUUUUUUUUUUUUCCUUCUUUAAGAAUUCUCUAUUUUGAUUUAUAUUUCAAUUUUGAGAUCCGGGAAAUUGUAAUUUUUGGUUGAGAUAAGUAAGAGUUAGAAAAUUUUCUUAUUUUCUAGUAAUAUAUGCGUUUUUGGUA
Messenger RNA from Lycium ferocissimum, 929 nucleotides. RefSeq names its product protein GLUTAMINE DUMPER 5-like. Lineage: Eukaryota; Viridiplantae; Streptophyta; Magnoliopsida; Solanales; Solanaceae. The record is from RefSeq and is a predicted model, not a curated record. The transcript has a single exon. Gene Ontology annotation, biological process: regulation of amino acid export. The coding region runs from base 283 to 735 and encodes 150 amino acids.